This is a messenger RNA of Fonsecaea erecta, 1683 nucleotides long. RefSeq lists its product as hypothetical. The transcript is spliced from 6 exons. The record is from RefSeq and is a predicted model, not a curated record. Lineage: Eukaryota; Fungi; Ascomycota; Eurotiomycetes; Chaetothyriales; Herpotrichiellaceae. Gene Ontology annotation, molecular function: CoA-ligase activity. Bases 1 to 1683 code for a protein of 560 amino acids. Gene Ontology annotation, biological process: secondary metabolic process.
AUGCCAUGGCUCAGUCAAGAAUCUUACCCCCUGCCGCAGAAGGAUCUGAUCUCGCUCGUCUUCGACGAGUGUGCUUAUGAUCCUGAUAAGCCGAUCUAUCACGACCUCGAAAACCCCAGCCGCACGAUAUCAUGGCGGCAAGGACGGUCCUUUACGAGGAAACUCGCCGCUGGGUUUCGCAAGGCUGGGCUGAAGAGGGGCGACUGUUUCAGCAUCGCGUCGUUCAACGAUAUCAUGUAUUCGAUGCUCUUCCUCGGUGGAGUGGCCGCGGGCGGUAUUUUCAGCGGCACCAACCCGGCCUACCAGGUCUAUGAGAUCCGGCACCACAUCCGCACCGCGCAGGUCAAGAUGUUCAUCGUGGAGCCGGAGGUGCUGGGACCCAUCCUGGAGGCGGCAGACCUCGAAGGCGUCGCACGGGACAUGAUCUUCAUCUUCAACACCCGGCCCGAGCAGCGCGUCCCCGCCGGGUUCCGGAGCUGGGAGUGGCUCCUCCAGCAAGGCGAGGAGGACUGGGUGCGCAUCACGGACCUGGAGGAGUUGCAGAGCACCCAGGUGGCGCGGCUCAACACGUCGGGCACGACCGGCCUGCCCAAGACGGCCAUGCAGUCACAUUACAACGCGACCUCGUGGCACACGAUGCUGCACGACAUCGCGCCCGUGCCGUGGGAGGUGCGCAACCUGUACACGCUGCCGGGGUUCCACGUCGCCACGGUGCCGCUGGUGCACGCCUGCCCCUUCAAGACGGGCGACCAGUGCUGGAUCAUGCGACGGUUCGAGCUCGAGGGGUUUCUCGCCGCGCUGGAGCGCCACCGCAUCACCAACAUCGGCAUCGUGCCGCCCCUGGUCAUCGCCAUCAUCAUGUCCCCGCUGCGUCACCGGUACUCGCUCAAGUCGCUCCGGAAGAUCAAGUGCGGCGCCGCGCCCCUCGACGCCGCCUCCCAGAAGAAGUUCCAGGACCUGUGCGCCCCUGACGCCAGCUUCACCCAGGUCUUUGGCAUGACCGAGACCACCGGAACCAUCAGCCAGUUCUUCCACCCGGAGAGGGACGAGACGGGCAGCGUGGGGAGUCGGUUUCUGCCGAAUACCGACGUCAAACUCAUCGACGACCAGGGCAACGACAUCACCGCCUACGACGUGCAGGGCGAGCUGUGCGUGCGCGGGCCCACGGUGAUCCGGGGCUACUUCAACAACCCCAAGGCCAACGCCGACGCGUACGACGCCGAGGGCUACUUCAAGACCGGCGACGUGCUGUACUGCGACGGCAAGACGAAGAAGUGGUACAUUGUAGACAGGAGAAAGGAACUGAUCAAAGUACGCGGCUUCCAAGUGUCCCCCUCGGAGCUCGAAGCCGUGCUCCUCUCCCAUCCCGACAUCGUCGACUGCGCGGUGCUCGGCUUCCGUCCCGCGGGCCGCCCGCCGCACGCCGACGAGCUGAUCCGGGCGUACGUGGUGCGGCGGCCGCGCGAGCAGCAAUCGUCGUCACCGCCCCUGACCGAGGACACGGUCAAGGCGUUCAUCCGCAAGAACCUCGCCAGCUACAAGGCGCUGACCGGCGGCGUGGUCUUCGUCGACGUCAUCCCGAAGAGUCCCAGCGGGAAGAUUCUCAAGAGGGUCUUGAAGGAGCAGGCCGAGAAGGAGAGGGAGGAGGAGGUGGCCGUGGUGUCGAUGAAGUCGAAGCUGUGA